Molecule: messenger RNA, 2042 nt
Organism: Talaromyces proteolyticus
Lineage: Eukaryota; Fungi; Ascomycota; Eurotiomycetes; Eurotiales; Trichocomaceae
Product: CAIB/BAIF family enzyme
Exons: 5
Coding region: 258-1985 (575 amino acids)
Molecular function (GO): catalytic activity
Source: RefSeq, a predicted model, not a curated record
ACAGGAAAUGGUGCAAAGCGUAGAUUUGAUAUUUAUAAUUUAAAGAAUUGCUCAGGCUUUCAUUUUGUGUCUUGAGUUUUGAAAUUGAUGUCGCUUGGCUGAUGAUUGGUCAAGAUUGAGGAAUGAUAGGUCAUUAAUUCGCUGCUUGGGUUCAGAAUUCAGUGAUUUUUGUGGGAGGAUAUAAGUAAUGUACUUAUAAUUUUAAUUCAACCAUAAAACCGAUAUAUUCCACCCUGCUUCAGGCUUAAGCACCAAUCAUGGCUACCACCAACGCCACAACAGAAGUAUACUCCCCAACUCGCGAAGCAUACCAUAUCCUAGACUAUUUAUGCAAGCAAUCCCAAGCACUAAACCUGCCCCCGGGAGUCCCCAACAACCAAAAUGCCGUAAAAUUCCACUCUACGACGGACAAAAUAUAUUUCCCAAUCCCAUUCAAAGAGACCGAGACUCUCGCCGCACUGAAGGCAAUCGAGGGCCUGGUAGCAGGACAAAUCGCCGACCUUCGCUUUGGCGCGAGCAAGCAGACGCGCAAUGUCAGUGUUAGUCUGGAAGCGGCGACGUAUUUUGGGUGUCAGGCAUACAUGGCCAAAGUUGGGGGGAUGGGGAAAUUAGACGCAGGUGUGCGGGCGAAGCUGAAAGAUACCGAUCUUCUGGCGGCGCAGUCAAAUGGAUACCGACGAAUGUCAGCGAAUCUGUAUCGAACGAAAGAUGGGCAAUUCUUUCACAUCCAUGGCUCAUUAGAGGCGACGACAACAUUGAAUAUGAUUGGACUGGAAGGGAAGCGGCCGGAUUUGACUGACUACCAAGAAAUCAUCAAGACAAUCGAGAGUCACGUUGAACAAUACUCGGUAGAAGAAUUGGAGAAAAUGAACGCGGAGAGAAGACAGGCUGGUGUGACGGCGUAUAAAUACGAGGAUUUCAUUAAGACGCCGCACGGCAACCUCAACAUCCAACAACCUCCAUGGAAAGUCUCCAAACUCCCAGGCGACAUCCCCCCAACACCCUUCCCAGCCACCAAACCCAACGGUCCUUGUCGAAUCCUGGAGGGGAUAAAAGUCCUCGAGUUAUGCCGCAUCAUCGCCGGUCCCACCGUCACCCGCAUACUUGCCGAAUACGGCGCUGAUGUGCUGAAAAUCACCAGCCCGAAUCUAAGCGACGUUCCAUUUUUCCAGGUUGACGGGAAUAUGGGCAAACAUGCCGCAGAUCUAGAUUUAAAAUCCGCCGAGGGACGAAGUGAGUUCGAGAAAUUGCUGGCUGAAGCCGACGUCUUGGUGGACGGGUAUCGUCCUGGAGCGCUCAAAAAACUCGGUUAUGGACCUGACAGGCUGGCCGAGAUAGCGGAGAAAAGGGGCAAGGGGGUUGUUUAUGUGAAUGAGAACUGUUUCGGGUAUGAGGGGGAAUGGGCUGGGAGGCCGGGAUGGCAGCAGAUAGCAGACUGCGUAACCGGAGUAGCCUGGGCACAAGGGCAGUUCAUGGGCCUCUCGACACCGGUCGUGCCCCCCUUCCCGAUAUCUGACUACGGCACAGGCUGCAUGGGCGCAAUCGCGGCAUUGACAGGACUAUACUACCGGGCAAAAACCGGCGGGUCAUACCACGGCACGGCGUCGCUUAUGCACUACGACCUCCUGCUCUUCGCAGUCGGACGGUAUCCAGCCGCAGUGCAGGAACAGAUGCGUGCAGAGGUGGUACCGGAGUUUCUUGCGCUGCGGCACCACGACAGUGUAGAUAGGAUUUCGGCGACAACGCUGAGGAUGUUGCGAACCAAGUAUCCGGCGUUGUUUGGGGAGAAUGGGGCCGAGAUGUAUACGGAGAAGUGGGUGGCGAAGAAGUAUAAUGGGGAAGUUAUUGAAGUUGUUAGGCCGGUUGCGAGGGUUGAUGGAGUUGAUAAUGGUUUUGUGCGUGCGAGUAGGCCGAAUGGGAGUGAUAGGGCGUCUUGGGAGGAUUUUAAGGGUGACGAGGGUGAUCGGAGGGUUGUUGAUGCCUAACCCUAAGGGAUGUAACAAUAUUCAAGUGGUGGUACACAUUCUAGAUGCAUAUAUAGU